Triticum dicoccoides is the source of this 1252-nucleotide messenger RNA. Its product is annotated as peroxidase 2-like. Gene Ontology annotation, molecular function: heme binding; peroxidase activity. Gene Ontology annotation, biological process: hydrogen peroxide catabolic process; response to oxidative stress. Bases 1 to 1086 code for a protein of 361 amino acids. The transcript is spliced from 2 exons. The record is from RefSeq and is a predicted model, not a curated record. NCBI's taxonomy places the organism in Eukaryota, Viridiplantae, Streptophyta, Magnoliopsida, Poales, Poaceae.
AUGGCCGCUAAGCUCGCAGCGCUCGUCGUCUUGGUCGCGUUCCUCGCCGGGCCGGCGGCGUGCGAGGGCGCCAGCAUUUGCUUCAACGGCUGGCUGAGGCUACCCACCUUCAACCCAUGGCUCUGUUCUCGCGGCUCCAGGAUGAGAAGCCGUUCGUGGCAGCGGGGGGCUUCUCCCUCGGGGUUAGGGCUCGGCCACGGCUACUACGACAACAGGUGGUCGAAGUCGUACUGCCCCAGAGCGGAAGUGAUCGUGAGGGGUGCCGUGAAGGACGCCGUGGCCGCGUACCCUGGCAUUGGUGCGGGGCUUAUCCGUCUCUUCUUCCACGACUGCUUCGUUCGGGGGUGUGAUGCUUCCGUCCUCCUCACCACGACCAACUCCAAUAACAGCGACACAGAGAGGGAAGGCCUUCCCAACAAGAACAGCCUGCGAGGGUUCCAGGUGAUCGACGCGGCCAAGGUGGCAAUCGAGGCCGCCUGCCCCGGCAGGGUCUCAUGCGCCGACAUCGUCGCCUUCGCCGCCCGCGACGCAUCCUACUUCCUCAGCAACCGCAGGAUCAACACCCGGAUGACAGGCGGCCGCUACGACGGGCGUGAGUCCUUUGCCAACGAGACCGACCAGCUGCCCGGGCCCUUCUCCACUGUCACGGAGCUCCAGACGAGUUUCACGGCCAAAGGGCUCACCUCAGAUGAGAUGGUCACGCUCUCUGGUGCGCACACAAUCGGCCGCGCCCGCUGCAUGUUCUUCUCCAGCCGCUUCUCUGAAAUGGACCCGGCAUUUGCCGCCAAGCUCAAGGCCCAAUGCAAUGGCAACGACGACACCAACGUGAAGCAAGACGAUGUGACCCCCUAUGUCCUGGAUAAGCAGUACUACCGAAACGUGAUCGAUCGGAGAGUGUUGUUCACCUCCGACGCCGUGCUCAACUCGAUAAAAACGAUAACACAGGUGACAGAAAAUGCGAACAUUGCCGGGACGUGGGAGAGGAAGUUCGAGAGAGCCAUGGAGAACAUGGGAAAAAUCGGGAUCAAGACCAGAGCCGACCAAGGUGCAGAGAUCAGGAAGGUAUGCUCGAGAGUCAACAACUAAAGUUAGCUAGUAGUAUAAUGCGGGGUGGCUGGCUGGCUCAUGGCGGGGUCGCCUAAUGGACGAGAUGUAACUUCGUCUAGCUAUUGUCAUUGUUGGUUUUCUCACACUAAUUAAUGUUUGUGUGUUAAUAAAGACAUAAGUAGGAGUACACAAGUAAUAACUGUGU